AUGACGAAACUCACAAAAGCCUAUUGCAGUGUUUACUUUAUUUAUGACAGCGGCAGUCCGUUAUUUUACUCGAAAAAUAUAAGCGAUAAAUUUCAAAAUAUUUACUUGUUUUUUUUUUUUUGCAAUAAACAAACAAUGAAAAUCGGAUUUUUUGGUGGUGGAAAAAUGGCCCACGCUUUGGCGAAAGGAUUUAUCAAAGCCGGUCUAAAGGGAGACUCUAUGGUAGCCAGCUGCUUACCAAACGAUUUAAAAAGCAAGCAUGCAUUUGAGACUAUCGGAUCUAAAGUUGUUUUUUUAAACAAACUAGUUGCAGAUCAUGGAGAUGUUUUAAUUAUUUCUGUUAAACCACAAGUUGUUAGUAAAAUACUUCCGGAAAUUAAAAAUUCUGAUAAAUUGAUUCUUUCUAUUGCUGCUGGGACUUCUAUUGAUGAUUUAGAAAAAAAUUUACCAAAAGGAACACCAGUAAUAAGAUUGAUGCCCAAUAUCCCGGUAUCAAUUGGCUAUGGCGCGACAGUAUUCAAAAGAGGAACAUUUGCUGAUCAAGAACAUGCAGUUUUAGUUAAAAAAUUAUUUACCUCUAUGGGAAUUUGCGAAGAAAUUGACGAAGAUGAAAGUCUGCUGGACACAGUGACAGCUCUCGCAGGAUCAGGACCGGCUUAUGUUUACAUGAUGAUCGAAUCACUAGCAGACGGUGCUGUUAAAAUGGGAAUGUCCCGACAAUUGGCUUACAAAUUAGCAACUCAGACAGUCCUAGGAGCCGGAGCGAUGGUAAAUCAUCACCAGAGUAUUGGAGAUGGCUGUCAUCCAGCUCAACUAAAAGACGAUGUUGCUUCUCCAGCCGGUUCCACGAUAAUGGCGAUUCAUCACUUGGAAAAAUACGGUAUGCGGUCAGCUGUCAUCGGAGCUAUCGAAGUUGCGACUUUAGCCUGCAGGACAUUCUCCAAAAAACAAUAA
Messenger RNA from Cotesia congregata, 954 nucleotides. The record is from the annotation of a GenBank genome assembly. Lineage: Eukaryota; Metazoa; Arthropoda; Insecta; Hymenoptera; Braconidae.